This is a messenger RNA of Lacerta agilis (Sand lizard), 1878 nucleotides long. RefSeq names its product zinc finger protein 524-like. The coding region runs from base 194 to 1318 and encodes 374 amino acids. Lineage: Eukaryota; Metazoa; Chordata; Lepidosauria; Squamata; Lacertidae. The transcript has 2 exons. Gene Ontology annotation, cellular component: nucleus. Gene Ontology annotation, biological process: regulation of transcription by RNA polymerase II. The record is from RefSeq and is a predicted model, not a curated record. Gene Ontology annotation, molecular function: DNA-binding transcription factor activity, RNA polymerase II-specific; RNA polymerase II transcription regulatory region sequence-specific DNA binding.
CGUGCGCCUCCCGGAUGCCCGGCUCCGACCAGCCCGGCUCUUUUGUUCUGCAGCGGCCGGGCGGCGAGAGGUUUCCCACCGGACGCUCAUCUCCCCACCCACCGCCGGCCCAUUGAAACCUUCAGUUGCCGCAGAUCACAAUGCAAAACAGCGAUGUCCCUGUAGCUGAACGCGCUCUUGUUCCUGGUGCCCAAUGGAGCCAUCUCACAGGUGGCAUGUCGACAGGGGUGAUGGGCAUCCAGCGGAGCUGCAGGCAAAGGCUCGGGUGCUGGUGCCAGGCGGGAGUAGUUGGCCAAGAGCGGAAAACCAUGGCAGCGUCGGGCUUGAAAACCAGGUGAUAGAAACCUGCCCCCCAGUUCCUUGGGCUCACUAUAUGCAGACCCCACUCAGCAAUGACGGCCCCCAGAACCACAUGGCCUUAGAGGACAGGCCGCCUCAUCCCGAGAUCUACAGCAUUGCCCUGUGGGGGCCCAAACUGCAUUCGGCGCUGACCAGGCACAGAGGGGGGCGGUCCAAUGCACAGGCCUCCCCUCCGGUCUCCAAGCAUCUGGAUCCUCCAGGAGAGGGAGACGCCACAGACGAAGGGUCCAUGGUGUUGAUUGAUGCUGAAGGGGUGCCCCACACUGUGUCACGCCAAGAGGUGGAGCAGGCUGGGCAGAUGCAAUCCUCCGAACCCGAGCUGUUGGCCUCAGCUCCUCCGCCCCGGCAGCUGUACUUCUGCCCCAUUUGCCUACGGACGUUCCUGUACCAGUCGGACCUGGAGCGCCACAGCAUCACCCACUCGGAGAGCAAGCCGUACGUGUGCCGCGAGUGCGGCAAGGCUUUCAAGCGCUCCUCGCACCUUCAGAGGCACAAGCACAUCCACACCGGCGAACGGCCCUUCAGUUGCCCGGUCUGCUGCAAGGGCUUCCGGGAAUCCGGGGAGCUCCUGCGCCACCAGCGAGUCCACACCGGGGAGAAGCCGUACCAGUGCCAGAUCUGCCGGUUGCGCUUCACGGAGCGCAACACCCUCCGCCGACACGCCAAGCGCAAGCAUGCCCGUGAGACCUACUACCAGCGCUCCGUCGAGGAGGGAGGUGGCAGCUGGGCGACGGCAGGAGACUGGGAAUCGGAAGUGGUGGCAGGAAGCGGUGACUGGGGGCCGGAGGAACUUGGGAGUGGCUGGACCAAUGAAUCGGUGGAGGACUGGGUCGGGGAUGGGAGCCACUGGGGAGAAGCUGCAGAAGGCGGGGCAGGAAGCACUCCAGUAGCUAUGUCACAGACACCAGAGACAGAACACAGCAAGGACAAAGACAAGCCUGGGAUCCAGCCCCCAUAAAUAUGCAAAGACUAGGGGGAGGCGGGGGGCACCAGGGACUGGAACAUGAACUCUGUCCUGCAUCUGUCUAAAAGGACUUAAACCUCUGUAACUGCAUUGAGACUUUUCCCGCCCCCUCAAGCGAGGGCAUGAGACUGAGGAUAGGACCGUUUCCUAGAGCUGCUCUAAAAUAUUAUGGCCUUUGAAGUAUCAAUGGGUGGGCAUCACCAAAGACUGGAGAAUGCUACUGGUGGACAGGGAAACAUGACUGUCCCCUCCUUCAAACAAUUAUAUCAUGACAUCCGGAGCUGUUGAGGGAUUGGAGAAACAGUGUUAUGUGUUAAACUCUGUAGCAGAGUAUAGCAAAUGAAACUGGGGAAUUUGCUGUUUCUUGUGGUUUCCCAGAGGAAUGGGCACUGGGUGAUGUGUGCUCCUCUCCCGGUUGUACCAAACAAAAUGCCGAUACACGUUGGUCCUCUGUAAGAUUAUUUGCCCCAUUCUGAGUUGCUUUCUUGGCUCCUCCAUGCAGUGGGGCAUUUUCAAGUUUGCAAACUUUUCAAUGAAUUAAAAUAUGCAAAAGA